This is a messenger RNA of Salvia hispanica, 1110 nucleotides long. RefSeq names its product putative mediator of RNA polymerase II transcription subunit 19b. Gene Ontology annotation, cellular component: mediator complex. Gene Ontology annotation, molecular function: transcription factor binding; transcription coregulator activity. Gene Ontology annotation, biological process: positive regulation of transcription by RNA polymerase II. NCBI's taxonomy places the organism in Eukaryota, Viridiplantae, Streptophyta, Magnoliopsida, Lamiales, Lamiaceae. The record is from RefSeq and is a predicted model, not a curated record.
CCCUUUACAGAUCCAACCAAAUAUUGGGAGAGUUUAUUCUCAAACAAUCGUUUGAUUCGCAAAACCUAAAAUCGGUUAAAUAAGUGAGAGAAUCUGAUUUGACGCAAUCGAAUUCACAGAAAAUCCGAGGCGAACAUUCUGCUGGGUUAGUGCGCUCUUGUUGCCUCACAGCUGAUAAAAUGGAUGGUAAUAGGUUUGGAAAAGGGCCAAGAGAACUUACAGGUGCUCGAGAUCUUAUAAGUCACUUCAAGUUGUUACCUCAUCAUGACUUUUUCUGCAAGAAUCCACGUCCUGUGUCAGUACUGGACACACACUACCUCUCCAACGUUGUUGGUGACACAGAGAUCAGGAAAGGGGAAGGGAUGCAAUUGGAUCAGCUUGUUCAGACUACAUUUUCAAGACAUAGUUCUGCAUGUAUAAAGCCAUUUAACUUAGAUUUACUUGGAGAAGCCUUCCACCUUCAGGAAUCAGCACCUGUCAACUUGUCUUCUGCCGAGAAGGGAAUCCCCACGAUUGCUGUAAAAUCCAAAACUGAGUCCAAAGUGAAGGACAAGCACAGAAAGCACAAGGACAAACACAAGGAGAAAGAUAAAGACCGUAAGAAGCACAAAAGAAGUAAAGAGGAGAAGGAGAAAAAGCGAGAGAAACGCGAAAAGAGAAAGAAGCGAGAUGGAGAUGAUGAUACCAGUGGAGUUAAGAAGCACAAGAAAAGUAAGCAUAAGAGCUCAAAGAUUGACGAGGUGGGGGCAAAAUGGUUUCCAGCAUAAAGGGCUGUCAAUAACCUCUCCAUGUCUGUACGUUCUGAGAAUAUCAAGAAAGGUGAAUCGUUGUAUGAAUUUCUUUCAAGAAGAUGUCAAUUGCUACGAAUGAUAUAUAUGCACACGCUGGUGAGUGUUGACAACUCAUGAUGCCUUUCAGUCGAACGUAUGAAUAUCUGCUCGAUACAACUACAGUUCUUUGUCACCAUUGCUUUUGGAAUUAACUUCCAGAUUAGUAGUCAUUUUCAGUAUUAUACUAGUAUAUCUUACAGAUGAAUGACUUGAAUUAGACUUGGCUAAAUUUGAUUUCCAUCUAAUUUAUCCCAUGCUUUAAAAAAUUUCAUUUCUUGCC